This is a messenger RNA of Myzus persicae (green peach aphid), 2366 nucleotides long. RefSeq lists its product as uncharacterized. Bases 196 to 840 code for a protein of 214 amino acids. Lineage: Eukaryota; Metazoa; Arthropoda; Insecta; Hemiptera; Aphididae. The record is from RefSeq and is a predicted model, not a curated record. The transcript has 5 exons.
AAUCAUCACAUAUCAAAAUAGUAUAUCAGUGUAAUUUUGUAGGUAAUUUACAAUUUUGAAGUUGAAGUAAAUCUUAAUUGUUACUUAGGUUUCUAUUAGUUUUUAUUAAAAUUGGCAUAUAUUAUAUUAUUGACUGUAUACUGGUUGGCACCAUCACAUUAUCUCGAAAUUGAUUGUACAAUUCAACCAACUGUUAUGAAUAAUGAUUCAGGUAUAAUUAGCUUUCAACAUUGUAGCCAUAAGAACAUAUACUGUAUAAACAUUCCAACUAAUUGUCCUAUUUGCAAAAUAUGUUUAAAAAAUUUGCAGAGCAUUCCAAUCAGAGUUCCUUAUCCUUUUGUAAGAGCAUCUCAGCAAUCAUGCUCUGUUAUUGUGAAACCAACUCGAGAUGAUUUUUUAAAUAAUUACCAACUAAUGGAUGAUUUACAUAUUGGAGUGACAACGUCAAGAGGUACUGUUAUAUCAUAUGAUUGGAAUGGAGUCAAUGAGGAUACAGACAAAUGGCAAGAAUGUUUAGUUGUGUUUCAACUAAAUGACCGUUCUUUGGAUACACGUUGGGAUACUAUAUUAAAAAAUAUAGUAAAAAAUGAGUGUUGGGACAGUGCUAGAUACAACGAAGAAAAUCACAAUUGUUUUUCAUUCAUUAUGGCUUUCAUAAAACAGUUCAACGCCUUCAGAUCACCGGUACAUCAUGUUGAAACGAGAGAAGACUUUGCGGAAUUGUAUGUAGCUCCUACCACUUUAAAGGCUUAUAAAUACAUUUAUUUAUACAGACAAAUAACUGAAAAUGGCUUCUAUAUUUACAGCCAACCUUCAAAUGAAAUAUUGUGUACACAAUAAAAUUAUUAAGUAAUAUAAUGACUACAUAUAUUAUUAACAAAAAUUCUAUUUUAUGCAUCAUAUUCAUAUAAAUAUCGUUUAUCUAUCGCUAGUUUUCAGAAUGGCUCAAAAACAAUUGGAUAGCGGAUAUAUUUUAUUCAAAUAUCACUAGAUGCCCGACGGCAUUAGUCUAAUAUCUUGAGAGUGCACAUCAGUAACGAUUUUUAGAGAGCUUAAUAUAGGCAAUUUUUACUAAAUUUUAGAGAUUAUGCCGCAAUAUCUGUCAAAAAAAGAGUAAAUUUGUUGUGCAUUUUAUUUCUUUUAUUUGCUAUAAAUAGAAGAAAUUAUUUUUUAUUUUGUUUGGUAUUCCUUUUAUAGUUAAAUGUUUUUAAGUUUGAAUAUUCUGUAUGAUUUACUAUUAAAUUAAUUUUUAUCUUGAUGCAAUUCCCAUUUUAUGCAAUUGUAUUUGUUUCUGAACGACUGGGAAAAAAUAACCUAAUUUUUUAACAAAAAAAGACAUGUCGGAGCUAAAUAAUUAUGGUACCUAUCUCAGUGGCGUUAUUUUAUAUUUUUCUCAAGGGGCCAAACAAAUAACAUUAUAGGUAAUAUAAAAUACAACUGCUAAGACAAAAUUCAAAAUUCAAAAAUCGGUAACUUUUAUAUAGAGGUUUUUUCGGAAUCAUGGAUAAAUUUAAGAAUGACUGUUUUUUAGAAUUACUAUAGUAUCAGCAUCUAUAUAUUUGAACUAAAGAACUAAAAAUAUUAAUAAUUAAUUAUUAUCAUGACAAUAGUUUUCUAAUGAUUAUACAAUUUGCUCUGUGCAAUAAUCAGACAACUCCUUUUUUUUUCAAAAUUGACUUUUUUAUGAAAACGAUUUCAUCGAAGAAAUAUCGUUAUAUUGAUACAACAGUCAUACAAAUCUAAUCGUUAUCUUCAGGGUUAUCAUAAAUAUUGUUAAUUAUUUUCUAUGGUCACCCUGAAUAAUUCUGAAAAAUGGAGCUGCCUGGUUAUUGUAUAUAUAUUUCUUCAAAAUUAGAAAAAUUAUAGUUAUGCUGUUUGACCAACAAUCGGACCAAUUUCUCUAUUAGGCAAGGGCAAAUGCUCACCUUGCCCCCCUUUAAUGAUGCCACUGCAUCUAUGUAAUGUUUAAUAUUAUAGUUAUGUUUGUGUGGUAGUAGAUAGGUGCUAUAAUAUAUUAGGUAGGUAAUAAAACAAUAGAUUAAUUAAAAACUUAAAGUUGAUUAUUUUUUCUCACGAUUAUACACUAGUAAUUAAUUAAUAGGGAACUUUGUCAAAAGUGUAAUCAUAACAUUAUCAUCAAAAUUAUGACAUUUUAAUCUAGUAAUAUGUAUACAUGAUUUAUAGAUACACGUAUGUAAAUAUAGGUAGUUUAUGUAUGUAUAAAUUGUAUAACAGAAUUUUUUUUCAAACAUUUCUUUUACAGUGAGUUGUGUUAAAAAAAAAAUUAAAAAAAAAUUUAAAAAAAUAUAUAGGUAGGUAAUAUUAAUAAUAAUGAGAAGUGCGUGGGGCGAUGUUGCAGGGAUGAU